GACUUCACCGCCCCUUCCCUCCUCCGCCCCUUGGCAGGCGUCAUCCAAAUGCGGCUGGCGAUUGCGUCACGCCGUCUCGCUCCCUCCGCGUCACGUGACGGCCACGCUCGCUCGGCCCUCCCCUUCCUCCCCCCCUUCGAACCGUUGCUGAGGCAAGAGCCCCCUCCCCCCUCAGCGCGGCGGCGCCGGCGACCUAGAAGGCACCCGCGGCACGUACGGAAUGGAGGACGGGCGGGGCAAGGAACGGGUUCCUCACAUCUGCAAGACCCGGUGGCGGACUCGUAAGGAAUGAGACGAGAGUAACUGCCUUGUUAUUGUUUCGUCGUCAUCCUCCCCCUUCCCCCCCACCCUUCCUUCAGGACAGUGUCAUGGCCGCGGCGGGGCGGGCAGGCCUUCACGUGACCAGAGAAGCGGCCAGGUGGCUGACGGGCACCGUCACGUGACGUGGGUAAGUGGCAUGGCGGCGGGAGUAGUUGUCUCCUUUUGUCACGUGAUGCGGUCUGGCUUCUGCCGUGCGUGAGCUAACUGUUUCCGGUCACGUGUGCCUUCUCUGCCGAGCUCCUUGGCCGCCCCAUGGCCCAGGAGGAGGCGGCGGCGUUGCGAGCCCUUCAAGCCGGGAGCGAGGCGUCGUUGGCGCACCGUGCUGUCCGCCUUUGAGAGUGAGGACUUGAGGGCUUCAUUGUAUGCCGCCAAGAUCAGGAGGAGCGAGGAGUGAAAGUCCAGGGCCUCGGUAGAUACCCCUCACGGUAGGGGGCCUGACGGAUUCAACGGUUCCGGGUUCGGAGGGCCGUCUCACUAGUUUUUGCUUCUUCGGAAGCGGGUAAUGAAUCUUUAAUACUGGUCUGGGUUUCCUCUCUUCAUGAAAGCCUGCUUAUUGCAAGGCCAUAGGAUGUGGAUAUAGUUGCGCAUGGCGAGGAAGCAUGGUCCCCCCCCCCCCGCUUUCGUACCUGUCAGUCCUUCCAAUUAAUAUUUGUUUUUCUCUGAGUGUUUUUACCUCUACUUUAGGAAGUACUGUGGUAGCAAAGUUUUGUUUUGAGUCUAUAUGUUUGCUUUUCGUGCUUUUUAAUCUUUUAUUCUAAAACUGUGCUAUAAGUGCAACGGAAGGAUUGGCUAAUAACUUGGAAGGGGUGGUGUGGGAGAGGGCUAGUGCAAUUUUGGAAUGCUGAAGCUUUUCUUCCAGAAACUAGGGCUUAGAAAUGUGGAAGGCAGAGUCUUCUGAAUGAAGUAUUGUUUAGAUGUUGGAAGAUGCAUGUGCAUGAGUUCUGCUUUGUUGGUAGUACAAUACAAAUAACCUUUAAAAACCCACAUUACUGUUUCCUAUAAUAUUAUAUUGCUAAGUUCUCGAUGGCACUAGAAAUCAUGCGUAGGCACACUUUUAAAAUGCAGAGUAAAGAAAGUAAAGUGCUUGGUGUUUCUAUUACAGGGUUCUUUAGUGCAUUACAGCUGAGUGCCUGAAACAAAGCAUUUGAAGUUUUAACACAAUUUGAGAGAGGCACACAGCUCUCUUCUAAAUUAGUACGUAUAUCCUAUUUGUCAUGGGGCAGUACUUUGAUUUACCAAGCUUUAGUAGGUAGGCUGUGUAGGGAAUUUGUGAGAUAACACUGAUGUGAUUAUUCCUUCAGUUGUGAGUUCAUUCAAUAAUGUGAAAGAAAACUUAGUGGUCUGGAGGAGAAAACUUUGAUUUGGAAGCUGGGUGUAUUUUACCACGUUAGUCAAUUAGAUAGUGUUUUAUGCAAAGUCCGUACUGUACAUGCUUGCUUCUCUGGGCACACAUUGGAGAUGGUAGGAACAAAUCUCUAAUGAAAGUUAAGAAUGGGUUUGAUAGUCCUUUAUUAUCUUCCUGUUGAAAGAAUACAAACAGCUGCAAUCGGCUUUCCCCCAGCUCUGUGAAUGCUUUACAAAAUAAAUUAUUUACCCAUCUAUACAAAAUUUCUGAGUGUUUGAUAACUGGUAGUUUGUUAAUACUGAGUGACAACUCUUUUACAACCAGAUAGGCAAAAAGCUUGUGCCAUUCUAACAUUAGCAGAAGAAGGCUGGGCAAUAAUGACUUGGUCCAAGGUGAGGGUUGGUUUUUUUCCCUUAGUAGGACUUCUGUUUACAUCGCUAUCCAGUUUACAUCAUCUAAAAAUAAUUUUACCACAGGCAAAACAAUGACACUGUGUAUAUUUCGUUGGGUCUGUGAUUGGAGUCUAUACACACAGCAGGAUAGACAUGUUCAUCGUGUGGCAAUAUAAAUGAGAUGCAUUCAGUUUCUUACCUUUGGUUAGUUGAAGUAUAAUGUUUUGUCUUUCAAAACCAUAGCUUAGAAGAUUGAAAAUAAGACUGGCUCAUGUGUUCUGCAUCCUCUUUCACACAGCGAUUACCCCACCUUCCCUACUUCAGAAAUUCAUAUUCUGGUGUUGCAUCCAAAGCAAACAGAAGAAUUCAAGCCCACUUUAGACCUUGAAUAAUUGGGGGGGGGGGGAGUUCCACUGCAGAAACAGAAAUCCUUGCACUAACAGAACUGCUUCAUUGGCUAUUGCCAGCUGUUCUAAGCAGUCAUAAUAUGAGUACAGUGGUACCUCGCAAGACGAAUGCCUCUCAAGACGAAAAACUCAAAAGAGUUUUUCGUUUUUUGAGUUGCUUCGCGAGGCGAAUUUCCCUAUGGGCUUGCUUCGCAAGACGGAAACGUCUUGCAAGUUUGUUUCCUUUUUCUUAAAACCAUUACAGUAAUGCAGGGUGCAUUGCUUGAAGAGGUGCAGUUGCGACUUGACUUCGGGGAGCAACUCAUAGCACGCGGUGUGGUAGCCUUUUUUGAGGUUUUUGAAGAUUUUUUUGAAAAAAUUGAAACCGUGCUUCGCAAGACGAAAAAACUCGUGGAACAAAUUAAUUUCGUCUUGCAAGGCACCACUGUAUAUUAACUAAUAUGCUAAUGUUGUAUGGAUUAAUAGAGCAGUUCUAAAGUUGGAAGUAUUUCCUGUUCAAGCAGUAAACCUUAAACUGACUGACCUUUUUCCUAGGGCAGUAUAAAAAGCCAUACUAGUCCGGCACAAAAAGGAUAUCCAUGUAAUAUAUUGAACUUGACCAAACCAACCUUCAGAAACCUUUUAUUGAAAUAUAAGCUAGGCUAGUUAUUAAAAGUAGUCUUUGCUUUUUGUGCUAUUGGUGUUCAUUUAAUUUAGGAAGAAUUAGUCUUCUCUGGUGUUCUAUCAUAGUUCUAACAGCAUUUGCUUGUGAAGUGUUUGGCUGAAAAUUGCAUUAUGAAUAUAUGCAAUACUCAUUAAGUGGAGCCCGGAGAUUGGAGCAUAUUACUAUGAUCUAAUGUUAACUGAAGGGGCUGCCUAUUUACUUCUGGGUUCAGUUUAAAGUGCUGGUUCUAGCCUUUAACCAAAUGAUUUGCUGGGACCUAGUUUUUUUUGUGUGUGUUUUUAAACAAAAUUUAUAUACCACUUGAUUGUAGUAAAACCUCUAAGUGGCUUACAAGAAAUAUUAAAAUUAUCAGCAAAAAACUGUUAAAAACAAUUAAGAAUAUUUUAAAAUAAGUAAAUGUAACAAAGAAAGUUUAAUUGUUGGUUAUCUCAGGAACUGCCUACACCUGUGAGCCUCUCUUUUAAGAUUUCUGAAAUAUCUUUAAAACCAACAACCCUGUCAAAUUUGCCACUUCUUAAUUACGUGUUUCCACUUCUCUAUAGUGUGUAGUGAAACAUAGCUGUGUUUCCAUAUCUUCACAUUGUUUAUUUCCCUGCCCACAUCCCACCAGAAGCAAUCAACAGUGUGAAGGAGGCAUGGGGAAAUGCAAGGUGUGAUUACACCAGGACAUUGGAGAGGGGAACUUGACAUGUGGUUGGCACACUCAGACUUGUGUUUAUUGAAGACUACUCAGCCCCACUCAGGGCAGAUUUUAAUCUGCAGCACUUGCCAGCUAAUCAGUUAAAGCUUGAUGCUUUUAUUUGAGGGGUGGCAGAAUUACUAGUCCCUAUCUCUUUUUUUGAAGACUAGUAUCCGGAAUAUGCAGGACCCAGUGAAAUUGAGUUAGAAUCAGUUUUCAGAUAAUUGCAUCCUCCCUGCAGGUCUCCUCAAGGAAGUCUAUGCAAGGACCCUGGACCCGCCGGAGAGAAUUUUAUGGGUUUGCAGGGAGGAGGAAAGGAAAGAGCAUUCCACUUGCACAGCCAUUGGAUAUUAUACAGUAUAUUUUGCAGUAUACAUUGCAGAGUGGUUUGGGAUAGAUAGAGGGCUUAUUCAGCAAAUGGAACCACCAACUGAAACAGUCAAAUUUUUAAAUGAUCAUUCAGCAAGGAAGAGUGCAUUUUAAAAGGUUAUUAGAUGGCACUCUCCCAGCACUUUUUGGCAAGUUUCAUAAUCUUUUGGACAAUAUAAAGGCUUAGGGAGAUCAAUUGACCUAGGACUUUACUUGAUUCCCCUCAUUUUCAGGUCAGACAGAAUUAUUUCUUUGGACUAUUGGUCAUAGCUGUAUUUCCAUACAUUUUUGGCCAGAUUCAGUAAACAGUUGCACUAACAGGAGCCCACAGGAGCCUUUCAAGUGCAAAGGGACUUCUCUCUUCUCUCCAUGCACCCACUCAGAAUGGCUGUAGGGGGAGGACUUCCGGGUUAGCGCCAUCGCCGAAUGGCGGACUCCCUCCGAGCUCCGGAGGGAGUCUGCUCGGCAGGGGCUGGGUCCUACCGCGCCGGCGACGCGGGGACCCUUAAAAACCACGGGCACGGAGUCCGUGGACAUGGGUGACUCGGCUUGCACCAUUAGCGCCCUCCCGACUCGUGAAGGAGCCUUUUAAAGGCUUCGGAUCGGGUGCCGGGGAGUGGCGUGGUGCUUUGAGUCCACUGCUUUCCCUGCCGAGCGCAGCCGCAUGCCAUUCGACGGAGAGCGCUGACUUCUUCUAUUGAAAAUUUGGACUAUUAACAACAACCCGUGAGUAAUUGGGAAACCGGGUUCAAAAUUUUGGAUUUGGCACGAGCGGGGCGAUUUAAAAGGAAGUCAAUCCCCCCCCCUAUUGUAAGCAUUCCAAAACAAGGACUGGGUAACCAAGGUCCAAAGGGAAGUAUGUCUCUGAUAAAAAUCAUUAAUUUCACGAUGGGAAAUUAUAAGAAAUGUGCUGGAGGAGAAGAGUGGAGGGUGAGAAGAAAAUGCAACCCCCCUGGGAACCGGGGCGAUUCGUGGAGCCUGGUGAAGAGAGACGGAGACUUUGACAGCUGUCAAAGUGGCUGUCAAAGCUGGAGAAUAUAAAGAGGACUUUGUUAUGAGGACCUUGCUGGUUAAUUUUGUUACAAUUUGCUAUAAUAUGGAUAUAAACUGUUGGAAAAUAAGCAACAAUUUGACUUUUGGAUUAGAGGAUACAAAGUUAUUACAAUCCCCUAGAGGGGUUUCGGGAUACUACAAGAACGGUCGUAAGUGGAAAAAUACCCUGGGAUUCGCACAGGAUUUGUUAUCUUCUGGGAAAGCUGCAAAACUGAAAGAGUAUUUUGUCUACAGAGGAAGACAAUGGAAUUUUUUAUUGAAGAAAGGAAGGGACUGGACGUAAGUUUUUGUUCCUGAAUAACAAACCUCUGCAGAGACACUAGAUUUCUGAAUUAGAAAGUUUUAGCAGCUGAACAGGACAAGAAACCUGAGAAAGUGAGGAAUAAGAAGAAUAAAGGACUGAUUACGACACGGAAAGAACAACGGGAGGAGUGGUAAAGAUCAAGGAAAUUAAAGGCCUUUGUUAGAUUGGAUAUUUGAAGUCAAAUAUUAUUUAAAUUAAUAAACUAAAAGAAAACCGGCAAGAUGGAAUCGGGGAGAAAUCUGGUCAUGAAAUGAGACUUCCAAGCUGAUAAUGUAUAGACUGAUGGACAUGGGGAAUUCAAACCGGGAAGGGGGGAGAUUUGAAAUCCAAAGGCUGUGUAACCAUUUUUUGAAUUUUUCUAUAUCUCUUAUUUUCUAUUUCUUUACAUAACUUACGCAUGUUAUUUUACUUUGAUCGGACGUGUUUAAAAAAAAGGAAUUUGUGGAAGGAACUGGGGUGGAUCUUGGGGAAAAUCUUUUUCUUUUUCUGUUAAUGAUGUGGGACGGUGGUAAGAUUUGUACAAUUCAAUCUGGAUAGUGGGUUAAACAAAUUAAGCUUUAAAUUGGGAGUGAGAGCUUGUAGAACCAAAUUAAGGAAAGGGGAAUACAAUUGGGGGAGGGGGAGUCCCAGAAAGUAGGGAAUGAAAGUAAGGUUUUUAAAUAUCUUCUUUCUUUUGCCUUUUUUCUCUGUAUUUUUAUAUUUUUGGAAACUUUAAUAAAUAUGAUUUAAAAAAAAAAAACAGAAUGGCUGUAGGGGGUUGAGAGAGCCCCCAGAACAGUGUGCAGGGGAGGAGAGGGAAGAUUGCUCCAUCUGGCAAGCGGAAAUGAAAUAAUUGUAAUAGCACAACAUUGAAUUUCACCAUCAAAAUUAAUAUUUCUUGUUUUUAGGUAGUUUUUAAUCAACAGAGCUCUUAUGAUUUUAGCCCACUAUAGAAAUUGAAGGUGUAGCUUUUAAUGUGAUUCAGUAACAGGAAGACCAACAUGCUACUAUAGCAGACCUAUUUGCUAUAGUGGAAGAGAAUUCCUGAUGCCCAACAGGACUUUUCCUUGCUGUUCUUUCCACUGGCAAUGCAUGCAUACACUUAAAAUCUUCUCUUGAUGAUUGGAGGAGCCUUAUUUGGUGGGCAGCAGAGGGGAAAGAGGGAAGGAAAGUCCUAUUGUGUGAGUAGAAUUCCAUUCAGACAUCAUCAAAUGCAAUCUGUUUCUUUUUGCAUCCAAAAUAAAUUUGUCUGCUCCACUUUAAGUCUGGAGAAUAGAAUGUUAUCUUUCAUUUUUCAUGAUUCAGAAAACAAAAUGCACAAAUAACAAUAAAAUGUAAACUCUUUGACCACAUUACAACCUAUAUCUGUUCCUUGAAUUUUUCAAAUAUAAUUCAUACUGGGGAGGGCUUGGGCUUGUUCUGCCUUCUGGCAGGGGAAACAAAACAAAGGGAGGUGGAAAAUGCUGGUGUCAGAAGAUUACCGUAUUUUUUGUGUAUAAGAUUCCCCCAUGUAUAAGACACCCCCUACUUUUGAGGACACCAGAUUUAUAAAAUGGGCAUAUGCACUAUCCGUGUACAAGACACCCCCAUAUUUUUAACCUUAUUUUAAAGUAAAAAAAUCCUAGUCUUAUACAUGGAAAAGUACAAUAUGUGCCUAUAAUCAGUAUUUUUGUUUAAUUCCUGGGUCAUUACAUUCAUUGGUAGAAACAAUAAACAAUUCAGUGCUCACUUGACAAUGGGCUAUUAGUCCCCCCCCCCAAAAAAAAAAUUGCCUGAUGGAUGGCUGCAAGCCAGUUAAGUGCAUUAACAGCAACCAGCAAUGAAUCUCCUAUUUCCAGUGCAAGCCAGAGGCGUAGCGGGGGGCGGGGCAGGGCACACUGGGCACCACACCAUGAGGGCGGCACUUAGUGUGAGGCCCACGCAUCUCUCCUAGGAGUGACGUGGUGGCUCAGGCGCCUGCAGGCUCUGUGCUACUCAAAAUGGCAGCCGUCUUACAGCUGAGGGGAAGAUGGCGGGUGGACUCCUUGGAGGCUCUGUGCAGCGCACUCUGCCCUGGCUCACCCCACCCCCAUGGGUGGCUUGUCCCGGGUGCAGGAGCUGCUAGCUACACCACUAGUGGAAGCUUCUAAAUUGUUAAAGCAAGUGUGAAACUAUGAAAAACAAAUAAUGCUGAAAUAAGUUUUUGUUUUUAAAAUGCAGUCCUCUGUAGCCAUUAUGGCAACAUCAUCUGAAGAAGUGUUACUAAUAGUAAAGAAGGUGCGUCAAAAGAAGCAAGACGGAGCUCUUUACCUCAUGGCUGAAAGAAUAGCCUGGGCUCCUGAGGGCAAAGACCGAUUCACAAUCAGCCAUAUGUACGCAGAUAUAAAAUGUAAGUGAAACACCUAACACUUGUUUCAUCAUGUAACGUUUGGUUGAAUAUAAAUGUUAAAUGCUUAGCUGUUCUGUUUGAAGAGUUCAGGAUGGGGGCUAAAUAAACAAACCUCCCUAAACAUGUUUAAGUCAUCAUGCUCAUUGGAUAUUGCAUUGUGGUUUUAGUUUUGAAAAAAUAAGACUUGCAGAACUCUACCUGUUUCUCCACAGCAACCUUAUGUGGAGAUAUUAUUUUCUUGGAACCUGCCAACUUUUGCUGCACUGGCUAGCAUUACUGUGUUACAGAACUGCUCCUUACUGUUUGCGAGUCUUUUGCUUUCAGAAAUGAAUUGUCUUUAUUGGGAGAAAACCUGUAGGUCUUCCGAGUGAUAAGUGGAAUAACAUAAAUAUGGGGAGAUGCUGUGAUUUAUUAAGAAGAGUUUGUGGCUUGUACAUAGGAAGGAUUUGAGCAGUGGUUUUCAACCAGUGUGCCAUGGCACCCUGGGGUGCCUUGAAUGAUGGUCAGGCGUGUUGCAGGCAACACUAGCCUCUGUCCCUCUUUCCUUCCCUCCCUCCUCUGAUGCCCUCUUGUGUCUCUGCCUCCCAAAGGCUUGCGCAGCUGUUUGUUGCAGCAGCCCUAGCUAUAAGCUCUGGAGGCGAGUGGUGCCUCUGGGAGACACCUCUCUGGAGCAGCGGGGCGGGGGGCGGAGCUCAGAAACCAGGGACAGCAACUUACCGGAGGACUCCCAAGGAGAGGGAAGAGGAGGCUGAGGGAACACUCCACAAGGGAGGGUGUUUGAAAAAGGGUGAGAGGCUGCCAGCUCUGUGAAAGGGGUGACAUAACUGGACUCCUGAGCCCCACAGGGGUGCCACAGAAAGACUGUAGUUGGUUAAGGGAGCCGUGGACUCAAAAAGGUUGAAAACCUCUGGAUUAGAGCAUGAGCCCCAGGCUGUCCUCUAAAGGGAUUAGGAUAACAGUGCAGUGAGAGACAUCUGUCCAUUGAGUGUCAGUCAGGCCUCAUUGCUGUUUAUGUGAAUGGUUGCUGUAAAUAGAUAUUGAAUAGAAUUGUAUGUGCCACUCUUCUGUUUUCAUCAGUGUUCCAGGUGGCAUUAGAAAAGUCAUACAAGCUGAAAAUCUAUUGUUGUGCACAUAGAAAUUAUUUGGGGAGCACUUCUGUUAUGUAAUUUAUAUUCUUUAGGCCAGAAAAUCAGUCCUGAAGGAAAAGCUAAGAUUCAGCUUCAGUUGGUACUACAUGCAGGGGACACAACCAACUUCCAUUUCUCUAAUGAGAGCACAGCAGUGAAAGAGAGAGAUGCAGUAAAGGAUCUCCUUCAGCAGUUACUGCCCAAGUUCAAGAGGAAAGCUAAUAAAGAACUUGAGGAAAAAAACAGGUAAAGAAUGUCCCUGUGUCUUUUACUUACAGUGUAAACCAAUUUUGGUAAUUUGUUAAACUGUCUUGUAAUUGUGCCAGAUCCAUUAUGGCUAAGGUAUUGGGAGCUCCUGUCCCUAAUUGUAACAGUAGCCUGGCUUGAUUUCCAGGUGCAUAGAUGUUGUGCGAGUGGAGUGAGGAAUCAGUUUUCAGUGAUCCACACCUCCCCAGUCUGUCCUGUUGGGUCUUCCAGUCCUCUGUCACGAAUUUGGAAGAGGGGUGCAGGACACUGCAUGAGACAGUAGGAUCACAAAAAAACUGCUUCACUUCCUGUUCUAUUAGAUAAUAUUUUAUAUAAUUAUUUCAUAUAAUGUUGGUUUCGAAUUGACAUACCUUGAUUUAAAAAAAUUAAUUGUAUGUAUAGUAAUUUUCAUGUUUCAUGAACUUACCACUUUUGUAAAUCAAAAUUUGAGUAUCAAAACACCACAGCUGCCAUUUACUUGUAUGUAGCUUGCACAUAAACACUAGCUUCUGGAAUCCAGUAAGUUAUCUUUGGAAUUAAACACUUUGAACAAUUUUUAAUCUUCUCUUGCCAGAAUGCUGCAAGAAGAUCCUGUUUUGUUUCAACUUUAUAAAGACCUUGUUGUGAGUCAGGUGAUCAGUGCUGAGGAGUUCUGGGCCAACCGUUUAAGCAUGAAUUCUGUGGACAGUUCUACUGCAUCUAAUAAGCAGGAUGUGGGCAUUUCUGCAGCUUUUCUGGUAUGUUUAUUGAGGGUUUCUUAAUCUAAAAAUAUUUUUAGCCUUCUUUUAAGGGUAAAAGUUCUCUCAGGGUGACUUACAAGAUGAAAGCAUACAACAAAACACAAUAAAAUAGAGUAAGCGAGAAAAGAGCCCAUUUUUAAAAAAUAAAAAGAAUAACAUAGAAAUAAAACCGUCAGAACCUCAACAAGAGCAGUUCAAGGGAAGACCAAGGGAAACAGGUGUGCUUUCAGAGCUUUCCAAUAGACCUGUCGCAACAAGGCCUGCUGGAAUCCAGAUGAUAUGGUAUUCUCAAAUCUGCUGUCUAGUGGUUGCCAGUCUUAACUGCUCUCACAGUUGGGCAGGUAAAAACAGCCUGCAUUGUGCAAGCAGGCUGAUAUGGAUGCAGGCCGUUCUUCAAGUAACUUGGACUGUUCUUUUAAGGUCACAAGGGCUGGGGUUUUUUAAGUCACAGUGCCAUUUUUUCCAGGCUCAAUUCAAGAUGCUGGGCUUGUUCUUUAAAGCCUUGAAGAGCCUGGAACUGGAGUGCUUGAAGGUCUGCCUUCUUUGGCAUGAACAUACCCAUUAAUUAAAAUAUUCUCUGAAGGCCCUUUUCCAGUAUACCUGCCUUCAUAGAUUAGACAAAUGGGUCAUCAAGGAGAGGGUCUUUUCUCUGGUUCCACCUAAGCUUUGGAACUUCUAAAGGCAUGUUAGCUUAGCACAUUUUUGGAAACUUUCAGGCACUGGGCUAAGUCUGUCCUGUUCUCUUGGGCUUUUGACAAUUCAAUGAUCCUGUCCACAUAUGUUAAACCAGGGGUGCCCAAACUUUUCAAAGAGGGCCAGAUUUGAUGAAGUGAACAUGCGUGAGGGCCAACCAAGUUGUUGACCUUUUUUAAGGAUUGAAGUUGUUGAGCUUUUUUCACAAUUUUACCCCAAAGUUGUUGAGCUUUGGGAUAGAAGCUGCAACCUUGGUGUUAUCAGCACUACCCCUCUAACCAACUCAGCUAUCCAGGUCCUCACUGGACCCUAAAAGAAACAAUAAUGCACAGAAUUAAAACAGCACCAUGUCUGUUUAUAGCAACAAAAUGCACAGAUGAGAAAAACUGGCUAUAGACACAUUACAUGAGAGGCACACAUUGGCUUAUGCACACAAAAUAAUUCUGUAUGUUUCCAACUGCAAAUUUCUCAGGAGGGGAGAAGAGAGAAAUGAGUAGACAUUUCCCCCAUUUUCAGAAAUACCGUAUUUUUCGCCCUAUAGGACGCACUUUUUCCCCUCCAAAAAUGAAGGGGAAAUGUGUGUGCGUCCUAUGGGGCGAAUGCAGGCUUUCGCUGAAGCCUGGAGAGCGAGAGGGGUCGGUGCGCACUGACUCCUCUCACUCUCCAGGCUUCAGGAAGCUAUCCGCAAGCCGUGGGAGCCCGCAGGAGUUCCCCCGUGCUCCCACAGCUUGGGCAGAGCUGCCUGCACCCCGAAGCCCCGGCGCACUGAGCCCCCAGAAUCCAACCUCAGGUGCAAUUCUCUACCAGCCCCUCAUAACUUCUCUUCGUCCCAUAGAUUUUGCCCCCCAAUCCCGGUUUUUAAAAGAGUGAGUGAGCAGUCCUCGAUUCUACUCCCACAGGCACCCUUCUUCCCCAACCAUCCCUUUUUUCCUGCGCUCCCCCCAGUCCACUUCCCAAAGGUUGCCACCUUUUCCUUGGCGCCUGCUCUGCACCCUUUUAACAGCACGAAAUCCAGCAGGGUGCCAUUCUCCCUAUUCCUUCGAUUGCUGGAUUUCUGCUUACACCUCUUGCCAAGGGGGAGGGAAAGAAGGAGUGGCAACCCUGAACUUGCCUUGGAUCCUUCACCCCCCCCAACCCCUCACUAGACACACAGCUCUCUUCUCCAGAUCACCUGCUUUAAAGUCUCUGUUCCUCUCUACGCCAACCUGCUCUGCCUCAUAUUUUGGUGUCAACCCACCUGCAAAAACCCCUCACCUCCAAGCUUGUAAAAAGGCAAGCAAGACCCAUCACCACCAUCGCCUGUGGGCUGCUCUUUAGUGUGAGCAAGUCUCUCACUUCCUGGCUCCUCCAGACGUCCCCCCCCCCUUAAAGUGAUUGAAGGCUCUUUCUUUCUUUCUUUCUUUCUUUCUUUCUUUCUUUCUUCUCUUUCUCUCUCUCUCUCUUUCUUUCCCUCCCCUCUCUCUCGGGCACCGCGCCCUCCUCCCAACCCUGCCGCACUUCCUCAGCGAGGAGAACCACAGAAUUGUAGUCAGACGGGACCCCCCCAAAGGUCCUUUAGUUCAACCCCCCUGCGAUGCAGCAAUCUCCACUGAAGCAUCCACGGUAGAAGUCCCCCCUCGGCCUCUCCCACGUCCCGCCACGCGUCCAUCCACCGGCCGCUCCACGGCUCCUCCCGCAGGGCCAGAAAUGCUCCGAGGGCGCAGCCAUCCCUCUCCUACCCUUUUCCCACCCGCCCCGUAGUAAGCAAACUGGGGCUGGGUCACACACUGCCCCCAGGGUCGGUCCUCCUGCAACCCCUUCCCCACCCACCCGCGUUUCAAUUCCCUCCGAGCCGCAGCAGGACUCCGGAGCUGCUGGACGAGGAGCUCGGCACAAGUGGAUGGAAGUCCCAGGGAGCAGCUCCGUCGCCUCCGCUCCCCUCUCUCCUACUGCCGGAGCGGAGCCGCGGCCCCGGAGCCCCAGGCGCUCCCAGCCCCGCCCCCCGGCGCUCAUUGGUCCGAGGAGGCCCCCGUGGGCGGAGACUGGCAAGCCGGUAUUAAAAAUCACAUGGGCAGCGCUCAAAAGAGAGGCAGUAGCGAGAGAAAAAAGCGAGAAUAGAAGGUGAAGGCUGGCAGCCGGUGGCGGCUACACGGGCCACAUGACGAGGUCUGGCGGGCCGGAUUCAGCCCGCGGACCUUGUGUUUGACACCCGUGUGUUAAACCAUAGUUUAAAACAAACAAUAGUGCAUGCUGCUCAACAGUUUCCAGAGCACUCCUGCUGAACCAUAAAUGAAACAAGCCAGAGUCUCACUUGUCAUGUUCCCUGAACCCAGGCCUGUGGUUUGUUUCCUCCAAACAAGCUACCAUGAUGUAUAGCCACUCAUAUUCCUUGAGCCCUCUUUUUUCAUAUAUGCUGAUCUAGGAAGUAUUAAACACCACAAUUGCGUCCAGGUGUGUAUGUUAUCUGCAUGGGAGUAUAGAAAUAAGCCUUGGGCUCAUGCCCCCUCUCUCUCAUUAUGCUCGAAUCUGUAAUCAGGACUGAGGCUUACACACGUAGGUACUAACUAGCUGUUUCUCAUUAUAGGUUAAGUAUUGGACAUAAGGAUGUGUACAAGCCAUUAUGACACAUAGUAUUGACAUAGUUCGUUGGUGCCAUUUAACAAUGAUUUGCAAAAGUUCAAAUAAAUUAUUGUCAGUAUUUAUCUUCUUGUAGGCUGAUGUUCGACCUCAGACAGAUGGAUGCAAUGGUCUGAGAUAUAAUUUGACUUCAGAUAUCAUUGAAUCUAUAUUUAGAACUUACCCUGCAGGUAAAUAAUAUAUUCAAAACUGAGCUUAUAUAUACAUAUGUAGCGUCCCUGGUAUCUAUAUCAGUUUUUUCUGACUUUUCAAUUCACGUAUCGACUUCCAUAUAUUUUCUCUUUCAUUUUAAACUUUUAAACCAUAAAAGGUUGGUGUUUUCAGCCUUGCAUCUUUGUCCUGUGGGAUGUUAAAUGAUAUUAAUUGAUUUUACAUUUAAACUGUAAUGAUCUGUCCUUAUGGAACCUCUGCUUCUCCAAGGUAACCUAGGAUUCCCCAUUGUGUGAACUUUAUAAAUUGUAUGCAUAACCUAAAUUAAUGGUUACAUCUGAUUCACAUGAAUGGACUUUGUUUCUCUCCACGCUAUACUGUCUUUACUUCCCCUCUAAGCUGCAGAAGAGAUUAGUUGAUGGGUUGCAAAAGUAUUUUAUUUAUUGUGAUCACUUCUUCCUCUUGUAUUUCCCAGACUGGAAGUGACUUGGAAAGACUUAGAAGGGAAGGGAAUUGGUGGCACAGGAGUACCACAGGGAUAAUUUCCAUUUGGAAAUUUCUUGAAAGGAGCCAGAAAAUUGAAUGAAAACAGAAUGAAAGUUCCUCCACCUGUUGCUCACUCCCACUCUACUUAAAUGUUAGUUAUCUGAAACAGCUAAGAGGAAGAUAGACCUGGCCUCAGGCAGGCCCCUUGCUUUGAAAUGUAGAAGAGGAAAGAUCUGGCCCUUCACCUCCCAUUUGAAAAUGGCUCACAUCAAACAGCAUAUAUCAACCAUUUGCUAGAAAGAUUAAUAGACUACUCGUUUUUCCUGAGAACACUGCCUGAUGACAGAUCAGCAGUUAAAUUCCAUUUAUUUGUGUUGUAAACAAGGCCAAUGUCAAUUUAAAUUACACAUAUUUAAGCACAUAUAUAAAUAGCAUGAUAUAGUAGUUCCCAAAAGGUGGCUUGAGUCCACCAGUUGGUGUCUUGAACCUUGCAGUUGGUUACAAGCUUGCCAUCAAUGGCAGAUAUGGGGGUGGGAGCAUGCAAAGAGUUUGGAGUGGUUUCUCUCCUCCCCCCCCCCCCCACUUCCUGGUCAAGGAUCAUGCAAGUUCUGAACAAAAAUAAAAUCCUGUUUGUGUGUCCUGUUAACAGAAUGUUUGGAAACAAUUGAAUGAAUCUUCUUCCAUUCCUAUUCAAUGUUACUUUUUCAUUGCAUGUUGAACUAUAUGUUUGCUGUUAUGAUACACUGUAAAUCAUCCUGUAAUCCGAUACAAUGAGAAAUAUAAAUACAUUGUAAAUUAUUUAAUUUGAAAAUAAAGUAUCAUUUCUAAGUGUUUUAUGUUUGUCAUGCUUGCAGUAAAACUGAAAUACGCAGAAAAUGUUCCUCACAAUAUGACAGAGAAAGAAUUCUGGACACGAUUCUUCCAGUCUCACUAUUUCCACAGGGAUAGGCUGAAUGCAGGAUCAAAAGACCUUUUUGCAGAAUGUGCCAAAAUGGAUGAAAAGGGUAUGUUCUGAUUUCUUCGCCUGUAGACAAUACACUGCAGUUUCUAGCCAAGUUUGUCAGCUUCAGUAAUUAUACCAAAUAACAUAGAAAUCAUAUCUGGUAAAUACUAUACUCAAGAGUAGGAAACUAGAGUACUAUACUUAACUAUUAUAAUAUUUUAAAAGUUUUCAGCUUGUGAUAUUGAACUUUUAAAGCAGUUCACUCAGCAAUAAGUCCUAUUGACUAACAUUCCAAGAUGGUAGGAUUCCACCACCAUGUUUGAAAGGUGGAUACUUCUUUGCUUACCUUUUUCAUGUUUUAUUCAUAUUAUUUUUAGAAUUAUUGCACAUAUAUGCUAGAAACAAAGGUAACCCAUACCAGCAAAUCCAACAAAGUUUUCUUUGGAGAUCCCCAAAAGUACACUAUGAAAGCCUGUAUUCUCAUCCAUACACUAAGACUUAUAACAGUAUGCAUAUGUAAAACAUGUUCUUACUAAGUGAACCACAAGUUAAUAAGGUAGACACUUUUUUUCUUCUAUUUUUCCCAUUGAUGAUUUUGUCUAUGAAGGAAGGGGUGGAAAUGACUCUGCCACAAUACUUGCAAAGCUAAUUGAAAACACAUCAGUAAUUUGCUCACAUAGGGUUGUAUCCAGCUCCCCGGAGCACAUUGAUUAAAUUUUUCAAUAGUUGGUUCUGAUAUGGCAUCCUGUAUUAUAAAUUCUCACAAUUGAGUCCUUGAGUGUAUUUUGAGGGUGCAUGGGAGAGGAGAGGGAUGUUUCAUUGAGCAAGCUGCAGUCUGUUGCACAAGUGGGACAGCAGUGAGGAACCACAUGUUAAAGAAAAGUGGGUGCUUAUUGAAAAGUAGUACGUAGGUAUCUAUCCCAUAAAGUCACUACAGUCAUAAUUGUGGCUUCUGAUUGGCUGCAGGAAGCUCCUGCAGCCAAUCAGAAGCUGCGGAAGCCCCGUCAGACGUUCGGGUUCCAAAAGAACAUUCACUUUCGGGUUUGCGGCAUUCAGGAGCAAAAAUGUCAGAGUUCCAGGGCUUUUGGGAUCCAAGGUACAACUGUAUAUGUAUAACACAGAAAAACAUAUUUGUUUGGUUCACAUGUAAUGCUAAGGUGUGAUUCAAGCAAAGCAUCUGGCUUGCACUUUCUCCCUCCCUUCUCCCAGCUAUUCAGUUAGGAGAACUUUAUAACAACGUUUCAUUGCUAAAUGAGCUAGCUUCAGACCGUGACUUAUGAAGGUGGCUCACGUUAACAAAUGCUGGUUGUAAGCCAUGGUGCCUAGCCUAUAUGCAAAGCUAAAAGCUCGAGCCUUCCCAGCUGUUUGGGAGUGGGUAAAUCACACACAUCUGUUAAGUGCUAAAUCGUGUUUCUUUUUGUAGGCUGCUUGCCCCACUUGCUAAGCUUAGAUUGCACUGUUAGGCUGAAAGACCUAUUUCAGUAUGGCAUAUCAUCCUCCAAGUAUAUAUGGAUUUUCCCUCUUUCCCCUAGGAUUAAAAACAAUGGUGUCUCAAGGUGUGAAAAAUCCUUUAUUAGAUUUAACAGCCUUGGAAGAUAAAACGUUGGAGGAAGUAAGUAUGAGUGAUUUAAAACUAUGAAUUGUAUAAUAUGUAUGCCAAGUAAGCAUAGGGUAUUGGCUCUCAGGACUCUGGGCUAUACCGCUUCCAUAGCCAUGUCCCUCACCAGCCCUUCUUCACACCAUCCAUUCGUGUACUUAUGUGGCUGGAGUGUGUCCUUGAAUUCUGAUAAUGCCUCUUGCUUGCCUGAAGGACACUACUAGUACAUUGCCAGGUUCCAUAAUUUAGCUUGCCAUGACAAGUAUACUGCUGCCAUUUGGCAAGUAUGACAGACCCGCCUUCCCUCUCAGUGGGGAUCAUUGCCUUAUUGGCUCUUGCCAAGAAAUCAGUUACUAGUUUCAGAAAGUCUAUUUGCCAUUGGGCAAUAAUUAUUUGGCACUAGUAGCAUGGUGCAUCUCUUGCAAAAGCUGUCUUAAUUAUGUUCUUGUUGAGAUCCGGAUAAGAGAUUUAAAGAUUGGGAUACCAACUCUUACAGUGUCACAACCUGCACUGGACCACGCUGCAAUGCCAAUAGUUCAGCAUCUGAUUUCAGAUCUUCAUAUUUUAAAAUGCAGGAUGUCUUAUUCAAACAUUUUAUCAUCUCUUCCUUUGCAGGGUUAUGGUGUUUCCUUGGCGGCUUCCACAUCCAGCGCUACAAAAUCAAUAAAAGAGAGUAGCAAUGCUGCCAUUAUAAAACGGUUUAACCAUCACAGUGCCAUGGUCCUUGCAGCUGGGCUCAGAAAACAGUAAGUUUCAGCUAAGAACAGAUCUUCAACUAGACUGAAAAUCAGCCAAGUCUAUACUGUCAAAUAGCCCAGCUCUAUUUGUGCUGAUGUUUAAUAAUAGAAAUCAAAAUUAAACUGUCAAACCAUGCCCUUUAUAGGUCUGCUCAGAUUGGCUCUGACGUCGGGUCUCUCUCAGGCAGUUUUUAUUAACUUACUUAUUGGGUGCAUGUAUUGUCCAUCGAACCAAAAGUCCCAGGAUGGGCACAUCACUAAAACUGUCUUCUAUCAAAGGAAGUGUACAUGGGGCUAGAGGCUGCUGCCCAAAGGAAACUGUCUUCUCCUUACCCCUGACACAUUGCACUUGCAUAAAUGCUUUUUGCUUGUGCAUAGAGAUGAGGGAUUGAAUCCUGACCAUUGUACAGAUCUAACUAAAUUUGAGUAGUUUGAGAGAAUACAGUAUAAUGCCUAAUUCUUGCUUUUCAGAGACACACAGAAUGACCACUACAAUGAGGCCAGCAGUAUGGAUGGAAAUUCCAGAGAUUCAGAUUUCUUUCAGCCACCGGUAAAAAAGGUAAGACUGUCUUUGUUAUUCUAAAAGAACACAAAUGUUCUCCCUUAUGGGACUAUGCCAAGUUAUGCUUCUUGUGUCUAGUUCUACGGUACCAUGACUAUGCCUUGUCUUACAGGUAAAGCUGCAAGAGUCCAUUGAAUAUGAAGAUUUAGAAAACAACAACAGUGUUAGAACUAUUGCACUAAACCUAAAGAAAUCAGAUAGGUAUGAUUUGCAGGCCAAAUAAAGUAGUUUGGUUCUUUUGGUUCAAUACAAAAAACAUUGAACCUGUUCGCCUCUUUUCUGUACGUCAUGCUUUCAACGAGAAAGAAGCAUGCUUAUAUACACAUUACCUUCAAUUAUGUUUUUUAUAAAAAGAAAUAAAAGAGAAUCUUGCCCUCGGGCUUACAGUUUAACAGACAGCAGCAGAAAAAGGGGAAGGAAGGGCUGGCAAAUCUGAAGAUACCCCAGAACACUGUGAAAAACAUGAAAAUAAUUCCAAAUAUUACAUUCUGCUUUUGCAAGAGCUUUAUAUAAGCAGAAGUGAAAUAGUGGCUGUAAAAUGUUACCACACAGUUCUGCAGAAACUCUUGUAUAUGCUCUUGUACAUGCAUUUGCAAAAUACUUACCACUGUUUUCUUUCCACUUAACAGUCAUUGUCGAAUCUAGCACUUAGGCCUAAAUCCAACAUAGAGAAGCAUUUUUUCACACAUUAAUUUCAAUGGGCUUAAGCAGUGUUUCCCAAGCUUUGGUCUCCAACUGUUUUUCAUCUGCAACUCCCACCAUCCCUCACUAGCAGGACCUGUGGUCAGGGAUGAUGGGAAUUGUAGUCCCAAAACAGUUGGAGACCCAAGUUUUGGGAAACACGGGGGUUUAAACAAAGUCUAAGUCUUUGUUGGUUUUAGGCUAUAAUCUUUUUCACUUGUUAAGAUAAUUAGGUGGGUUAGAAGUGGUUGCAAUAUUUUAUUGGCCCAUGUGUUCCUCACUUUACCACUUUUCUGGUUGUUUUUGUUUUGUAUUUUCUGAAAAAUUGACUUAAUUGGUUAUCCAGCUUAAUCAGACACAAUCACUUAGGUUCCCUUGCAGUAGAAGAUUUCCUUUUCUGGAAAAUCAAUAUGCAUUUUAAGAAAACAAAUUUUUCAUUUCGAGCAGAACAAAAGGUGCUACAAAGGUACCUACAGAGUGGGGUUGAACACUGAGAAAUUGGACUCUUAUUCCCAGAUUUUUAAUUAUCAUUUCUCCUUUGGUCAACAGGUAUUAUCAUGGUCCAACACCAAUUCAAUCACAGCAAUAUGCAACUAGCCAAGAUAUUAUUAAUUCUUUGUAUAGUAUUAGAGAAGAAAUGGACACUUAUGUACCCAAACUAACUCAGGUAGGAUAUGUAUGUUGCUUUAUUAAAUAAAACAAAACACCCAAACUGGAUUCUGAUUGCCCAUAUGAUUAGAAGAUUGGAUAUUGAUUGAUGCUGCCCAGCAUACAUAAUCUUGGGAGAGCAAAUGUUAUGUUUCUUUGGAUAUUGUAAAAUAGUUUGAGAACUAUUUUUAACAAGCACAGAAUAUUCAGCUUCAAUGUGUUACGUUUUUUAACUGAUAGUUGUCAUGAUUUGCAUAAUUGCAUCAGCUAUAAUGAAGUCUACUGCAGUCUUGCAAAUAGUGAAAGCUACAUGUGUAACCCUUUUUAUUAUUCAUAUUGCACCAUUAUUGUGCAUGGUGCUUUACAGAAAACAAUUGGUCAGGUACCUGCUGUGGUGAGAUUACAAUAUAAAAAAAAACCAAAUGCAGGAGAACGGUUGAGGAAGGGGAGAGAAUAGAAAGCAGAGGUAAAUGGGGAGAGAAUGUGUGAUUAUUUCAGCUGUAUAUACAGUGGUACCUCAGGAUUCCGGAGCGCCGUUCACAUCCUGAAUAGAACAUAAGACGUGACUGCGCAUACGCGGGUCGCGUUUUGCCACUUCUGUGCAUGCGCGUGACGUCAUUUUGAGCGUCUGCGCAUGCGCGAGCGGUGAAACCCGAAAGUAACGAGCUCCGUUACUUCCUGGUUGCCGCGGAGCGCAACCCGAAAGCACUCAACCUGAAGCACAUUCAACCCGAGGUAUGACUGUACAGUGGUGCCUCGCAAGACGAAAUUAAUCCGUUCCGCGAGAGUCUUCGUCUAGCGGUUUUUUCGUCUUGCGAAGCAACCCUAUUAGCGGCUUAACGGAUUAGCGCUAUUAGCGGUUUAGCGGCUAUUAAAGGCUUAAAGGCUUAGCGGAUUAGCUGCUAAAAGGCUAUUAAAGGCUAUUAAAGGCUUAGCAGAUUAGAUAAAGGGGGAAGCGAAAAAAUCUCUAGACUCGCAAGACAUUUUCGUCUUGCGAAGCAAGCCCAUAGGGAAAUUCGUCCUGCGAAGCAACUCAAAAACGGAAAACCCUUACGUCUAGCGGGUUUUCCGUCUUGCGAGGCAUUCGUCUUGCGGGGCACCACUGUACUUAGUUACAGUCUGGCAUGGAACCCUGUUAAGCUAUCAGUUUUUGCAAGUGGUUCUUCCAUGUGAAUGCUUCCCAACCACCAACAGUUCUUGCUUGUUCACUACAGCCCUCUACUGUAAGUCUACAGAGUUGUAACAUGUAAGGUAUUAAAUCACUUCUAGGAUAAACUCAGGCCUCUGUUGGAGAGGAUUAAAUGUGGGGCAUCCACAGAAAAUAUAUAUGGGUGGAUUCAGCUUGGUUGUUUCAUGCAUGGAACAAGGUUUGCUUGUGAAAUGGGACUUUGCCCCCACCCCAUACACUUCCUAAAUCAACUUUGGAUGGUUGACGGCAAAGUCCCAUCGCGUGAGUGGCCUUGUUCUCCAUGCACAUACCCCACUUACCACUAUGCUGAAUUCCACUCUCUGUUCAGAAGGCCUUUGGAGGACACUUAGUAUUGUUUCGUUCACUCAAAUAAUCAAUACUGUAUUGGGAUAUAUGAAGAAGACAGUCUUUUGAGUUUAAAGGAACCAGGCCAUUUUGAUCCAUGAUUGCAUAACCUAACUGCCUUAGCACAUUAACUGCUCAGUUAUGAAACAUCAUAGUGCUUUGCUCGUUCAUUCAUUUGCUUUUUUUUUUUGAGCUCUCCGUCUGUACACCUUGCAGUUGAGCAGCAGGAAGUGAAAACGUGCCUCUUCUUGUACUGCACUUUCAAACAUUAGAUGUGAACAGAUUGUUCUUGCUGUUGGUUUGGUGUUUUUUCUCCCUUAUUCUGACAGCCAGCUUGAUUUUUCUGCUUCUGCUAUUAGGCUAAAGUAUGUAAAGCACUUUAAGAAUGGUUAUGGCUGAGUUAUAUAAAUAUAAUAAAUAUCCACUUGGGGUAUAACAAGAAUUGUCAUUCUUAAUAUAACCCCAAAUAAUAAUUGUACUUUAGAACAAAAUUAAUAUGGCAUAUAACUAUAUGGUUACGCCCAUAUGACUCAAGUAAUAUCCAUAGGUUUUGAGGAGUUCUUUUAUUAUGGUGUCUGACCUUUAUUUUGCCUCUUUUUCAAGGUUAUCUCAAGUGGUGCUGCAAGUAGUACGAUCGCAGCUCUGUCACCUGGAGGAGCACUUAUGCAGGGUGGAACACAGCAAGCCAUAAAUCGUAAGUAUUUUAUGUCUUCGUCACUCAUGCCUUAUCAAAUGUGUGAAAUAGUCAUGUAAGCAUUAUAGGACAAUUCUUUUAGCUAAGGUGAAGAGAUUGAAAAUAUCUGACUAGUUGUACAACCCUGGCUGUGGCAAGAGUUCUUUUUCCACCCAACUCAGGCCAGUUGAAUAGUUUUCAGUGAGGGACAGUGGACCGGCCCCCUGCUGAAAAAGUUUGCUGACCCCUGGCCUAGUCCUUAACUGUGUGGGAUCCUCUAAUGAUGCUAAUAUCAAAAACACAAUUUUCUGCCCACUGCCAACUAUCACAGUUUGUGAGCCGAGGUGGUGGUAUAAAUGUGACUUGCCUUCAUUGUUUUUGACUGCAGAGAUGGUGCCAAAUGAUGUUCAGGCUGAGCUGAAACACUUGUAUGUGGCACUAGGAGAGCUGUUGCGACAUUUUUGGUCCUGCUUUCCGGUUAACACACCAUUCCUAGAAGAGAAGGUAGGAAGGAUCUAUAGUAGGACUUGGCAUAUCCCUAUCAUCAUUGAUAUACAGCAGUCUGUUCUGUAAUGAAAUGUGCAUGCUGAGAUCUGUUGAUAUGAAAGCUUUCUAUAAUGAAUGGCCUGCUGCAUGCAACAAUUCUGUCCCAGAUGAACAGCAGUGUGUAGAAUGUCAGCCUGAAGAAAGUUCGCUAUUGGAGCAAAUGUAGUACCAGCUGACCUUGCUACCUAAUCCAGUGGUUUUUUCAAAUAAUUUCAAAAGAGAUGAUUUUUGUCUUCAGGGACUUUAAAAGAAACUUUGAAAAUUAAUAAGUGCAGGAACGAGAGUUUUGCGCUGCAUAUGUGUUUUGUAUUUUAAUCAGGCAUGCUAUAGAAAGUUUAAAGUAUAACAACUUUAAAGAAACUUCCACAUGCUAAAACAAGUGUGUAGUCUGCUUUCCCAUUCAGUCAGAAGUUUUAGGGUUCUAUUUAAAUGUGUCUCUGCUAAUACACGGUUUUUUGAUCCAGUGGAAGAUUCUAAAAAUGGAAAGUGUGAGGUGGAAGUAAUUUUCACAGAUAUUUUUCCCCUUCCAUCUGUCUGACGUGACCUCCCCCCUCCCCCCAUCUGUUUCAGAGUUGGGGGCCCUUUUUUGGAAUAGUGUAGUGUGUAGCAUAGGGAGCAGCAAAAGAAAAAGGGACAUUUGCGGGGGUGAAACCCCCCCCCCCCCCGUUUCCCCACUUGCAGAAUGCUCCAGUGGAUUAGAGUUAUUUCAGCACAAUUAGAUACAAGCAUUAGGGUGAAAUCCAACAGUGGAAAUCUACCAGUGGAACGGAUAAGUUUGAAAAAGCAAAAUAGCUUCCUUUAAAUGUUUGUUCUCUGAUAUUUUCUCUUUCAGGUUGUGAAAAUGAGGAGUAAUCUGGAAAGAUUUCAAGUUACUAAACUGUGUCCAUUCCAAGACAAAAUUCGAAGACAGUAUUUAAGCAUAAAUGUAAGGGGGAAAGCAACCUACGAAUAUGAAAUAUAAGGGUAGCAUAAUGCAUUGUUCAUAUAAAUUGCUGAUUGCUAGAAAGAAUGGCAAAAUUGAUUUGCCUUAUAUGAAACAGGUACCAUUAACUUCAGAAAUAAAGAGGCUUUCAGUUUUUUCUAGAGUGGGCAGUGAACACCAUGAAAGUAUUUCCUGUAACUCAGCCCCCUUCCUUCUUAAAUGUCAACUUCGAAAAUGACCACUAUACCCACCUGUUCCUCCCAUGUCGUAAAAUGGACAGCACCUCAAUCAACUCUUUAACAGCAGGGACUUCACAUUAACUGAAGGUACCUUGUGGUCACUAUCCUGCUUCAAAGCUUUAUCAUAAUCAUGACUCAAGUGCCCAAACUCUUCUUUUCCUAUGGGUGGUCUUACUGAAUCCAUUGCCACGACCUGUAUAAGAUAAGGCUAAAGGUGCUUUUUUUUGUGAGUUAUUUAAACUUCCCUUCAAGUUUUUAGCUAUAUAUUGCCAGUGUGUUCUAUUGUGCAAUAGAGGACCAGUAAAAAAAAAGUUCUGACUCAUGAAAUGAAGUCUUCUCGUUUACCAUCACUGAUCUGUGUGUGAUUCUGCUUUUUUUUGCACUCAGAGAAGAUGAAUACUUGGUGUUCUAUACAACUCAGUUCUCCUCAGAGUAGACUCAAUCAAAAUUAACAGUCCAGACUUAAGUCACUUUCAUUAACUUCAUUGGGUACACCCUUAAUAGGACUAACAUUGAAUGUAGCCCUUGGCUUAGUAAUAUUUUUGUACUAAUUUUUGCAAACCUUGUUUUUUUUCAGCUGAUAAAUCACAUAGAAGAAAUGCUUCAAACAGCCUACAAUAAAUUCCACACAUGGCAGUCUCGGCGUAUGUUGAAGAAAACGUGAAGACCCAGUGAUGCCAGAUUUUUUGAGUGGGAAGCAUUUGCAAUAGCUGUAGGAAUGCAGCUACCCAGUGGGGUAUAUCUUACAGACAAUGCUGGAAAGUCAGCAUCAUACGGACUCCUGAAAACGAUGCUAACUGAACUUGCACACUUUCUGGAAAGAAACAAGAGGUCAAACUUGAAAACUAGGAAGUUAAAAGGAACCAAACCAGAAGAGCUAAGUGGCAAAUAUCUAUAUCUAUAAAUGUAAAGACACUGUUUACUGCAGUUACUCAGGAACUGCUUUUGAUUUUCAUAAAGAGCUGCUUUCAGAAAUAAAAACUUUAAAAAGGGUGUAUUAAUAAAAUCCAAGAUUGUUUGUCUAGUUUUUUAAAAGUGUAUGGUACAGGGUAGAACCUAAACAGUUAUUUCUUCACUGUAUCCUGGCAUUAUAUUGAAUUCUGUUUGUAUUUCUAGAAACAGGUUUAACAUUUUAAAUAUUAUUGAGAGACUUUUUUGCCUCAAAUUCCUAAGCAGCUUAGAUGCUAAAAUAAAAAAGUUUUGGGUUUUUUUGCCAUGUUUUGCUACAAAUCAACAGCCAAUGCACUGAUUAAGUUUGGUGUUUAAAGGAGGUACCUUUGACAGAAAGAGUGCAAAGUUUUAUGCAGGAUUUUUACCAGCCAUCGUUUACAUGUUUUCUUUUUACCGCUAGAGUGUGCUGCUGCAGUUUUUUAAAGUCUGACUUUUGUUUGGAGGUGAAACAAAAUCAUUUUUAAAGUGAGUUUAAGAAGCUUACAGAAACAAUAACUUUUUAUACUAUUGAGGGGAAAAACAAUCUUACAUGUGCUUUUUUCAGUUCUCUCCUGAUGACUGUUAGCGCUGUAUCUGGCGACUAGAUAAUCAUUGAAGAGUGAAAAUACGAUAUCUUUAGCUAUAUGUGGAAUCUGUUCCAUAUUAUGGUCCAAACAGGAAGCAUUUCACUCUUACCUAAGAUGUACCUGCCAUGUAUUAAAUACUUGACUUAUAAAAACAAAGUAAACUUGUUUUAUAUAGUCCAUGGAGUCAGACUCCUUAUAUUUUGUUGUCUUAAUGUCUUCCUCAUUAGAAGUCUAUUCUAGGACCAAGCAAAUGGCUUUGAUUAUGUGUGUGAUGAGAUCUAUUGAGAUAUUUUAGAAACCAGUGGUUUAUGACCCCAUAAUCCAUUAUUUUUUAGUGGCAACUGAUGGAAUUCAUUGGUAAGUUAGAAACUUUAUCCUAUUUUCAGAACUGUUCAUGCCCAGAAAGAAUUAUUAGUAUUACUGAUUUACAGUGUAUUGGCAUGAAGGAUCGCUUCCCACCUUGAGCCAUGUCUAUGAACUAGCAAUUUGAGAGCCACAAGAAUUUCUCCUCAUGCAAGAGUAUGUGCUUCUUUACAUGCUCACACAGUGUUCUCCAGUGAAUUGAUAUUCUGCAACAACCCAAACUUGAUAAGCAGACCACUGUAUCUAUACUGAAAUACUAUGAAGUAGAUGUAAGGCAUUAUCCUUAAACUUGCCAUUGCUUGCCUUUUCAGAGGGGCUGCAUGUUAUGUGUUGCAAAGUGAUUCUGCUUCUAAAUGAAAAGGAGCUUUCUCUUUGAUCGGACGCGGCAAAAUGUGAAAAGCUGGAAUUAAUCAUGAAUAAUAAAAGCUGCUGCUGCUGUGGUAAUGUCAACUUACUGAAACAUGGCUCUGGUAAUACGUCACUGUGUCUUUUGGGUGAGCCCCUCAAGCAAGUGUAAUUCUGAUGACCUUGUUGGCAGUGUACCAAUGACACAUACAUAUCUUCAAGUAUCAUCUGUGCAACAAAGAGCGUACUACAGGUGCCAGGCUGAAACAGCUUUUUGCAUCGAGAAAUGCUUCGGUCAGGCUCAAGUGCAGGAUUCAUGUGCACAUAUUCUACUUGAUCCUGUUGCUGUGAAGGCAUGAAGGUAUACAUUUGCACUGAUAUUUCUGAGCAAUAAUUAGCUGAUACAGACCAUAAAGGUGGGCUUCAUCAAAACUUAUUCAGGCAGAUAACCAGAUUGACGGUCAUUUAACAAAAUAUUUUUUCUGUCUACUCUUCCUGGAAUUUUAAAAUUUCCAUAGUUAUGUCAGGCUUUGGGACAAAAAAGUGUGUAAUUGCAGAAAUUUAAACACCGUGAAUGGUUUUUUCAAUUCUUUGACUUGAGAAGUACCAUGAGACUCUCCUACCAGAAGAUGGCAAUAGCACUAUCAUGCCUGCAUCAUGCCUACUCUCCUUACAUAGCUCUUUUGUGCUCUUGCUGUUUGACCUUUGUUGAUUCCAGUACUACUUAAGCAUGGUCCAAAACAGAUGAGCGACAUUAACUGUGAAAUGAUGUUUUGCUAACCAUGCAGUUAUUGGAAUCUGAAGAUAGAACCUGUAUUUAAUGGAAACUCAUGCAACUUGUAUCACUGGCAUUGAUCCAAAAUUGUAGAAUAAAUCUGAAUUCUGUAGUCAAGUGGUUUUUCUAUGCUUUAGGGUGUCUAUCUUGUGACUUCUCUCAAAUCAAGAGGAAAUAUCAACUCGAGAAUCUGAUAAUCAUGCUUGUGUAACUGAGUAUUUUAAAGCUUCCUUUGUUUUUGACACGCUGAACUGUAAUGCAUUUCAAAAUUUUACUUGCAAAUAUUCUAGGCUGCUGUGGCUGUCCUUCAGUUGAAAGGAAAAUAUCCUUUCCAUCUUUUAAAUGGGAGCCUCAGCUGUGUGUGCUACUGCUGCUCAGGCAUUGCAUGUUGGGUAAUGGCACACAUGCACAUCAAUGCUCACCCAACCAGACAGUCUGCACAUUCAGCAAGAGGUCUAGGAGAUCAAAGAAGAGCAGAGAGUACAGCUGCAGGAGGCUCUGGUUAGGCACACAAAGAACAUUUUCAGUGAUGAAUGUAAUGAAACAAUUGAACAAAUCUUUUGUUUAAAAAAUCAUUUACAUUUUUACUUGCAAAAAAUAGAAUACUAUACAUUUUAAUCAAAUAAUUUUUGAAAAGAAAUGCAAAAGUGUGCAUGCAACUCAUAAUGUCAUUAAAAUGUGGUGACUAUGUAUUUUCUAAAUAUAAGGAGUUCCAU
Messenger RNA from Podarcis lilfordi (Lilford's wall lizard), 26737 nucleotides. NCBI's taxonomy places the organism in Eukaryota, Metazoa, Chordata, Lepidosauria, Squamata, Lacertidae. The record is from the annotation of a GenBank genome assembly.